Culex pipiens pallens (northern house mosquito) is the source of this 727-nucleotide messenger RNA. Its product is annotated as SOSS complex subunit B homolog. The record is from RefSeq and is a predicted model, not a curated record. NCBI's taxonomy places the organism in Eukaryota, Metazoa, Arthropoda, Insecta, Diptera, Culicidae. Gene Ontology annotation, biological process: double-strand break repair via homologous recombination; mitotic cell cycle checkpoint signaling; response to ionizing radiation. Bases 33 to 647 code for a protein of 204 amino acids. Gene Ontology annotation, cellular component: SOSS complex. The transcript has 2 exons. Gene Ontology annotation, molecular function: DNA binding.
UACCGAUCGACAAGAAGAUCACCUAACAUCAAAUGGAAAUCGUCGCCAUCAAAGAUCUGUACCCGGGACUUAAAAAUGUAAACGUGAUAUUCAUAGUCCUGGAGGUAGGACCGGUCACGCUGACCAAGGAAAACCGCGAGGUGCGCACGUUUAAGGUGGCUGACCAAAGCGCCGCCGUCAACGUCUCAGUUUGGGACGAACCCGGCAAGCUGCUGAUGCCCGGCGACAUCGUCCGGCUGACCAAGGGCUACGUGGCCGUGUGGCGCCAAUGUUUGACCCUGUACUCGGGCAAGAACGGAGAAAUCCAGCGGCUGGGCGACUUUUGCUUCACGUUCAACGAAAUGGUCAACAUGAGCGAACCGAACCCGAACCUAACGGCGGUGGUGGCGGCGGCCGGGGGUGCCCACGGGAACGGAGCCACGCCGGGUGGGAAAGGGGGAGCGGGUCGGCAGCAGGCCGGCGGAGAUGGUGCCGGUGGAAACCAGCCGGGUGGAGUGGGGGCGAAGGUUGGCCAGGGCGGUGGCCGGUUCGCGAAUGCUGGCGGUGGCGGCGGUGGCGAUCAGAGCAAAUCUUCCCCCAAGAACGCACCCCGGACGGGACGCAGUGGCCAGUCGAAAGGGGCGGCGGCGAAGAAUGAGCGGAGAUAAUUGGAGGGGGUUUUGGUGUAUUUUUUAAAAUUAGUGGUGUAAGAUCAAACGAAAUAAAAUUGAAAUUGAAUGAUGCAUUG